Messenger RNA from Zingiber officinale, 858 nucleotides. RefSeq names its product nucleoid-associated protein At4g30620, chloroplastic-like. The transcript has 7 exons. Bases 84 to 632 code for a protein of 182 amino acids. Gene Ontology annotation, molecular function: DNA binding. The record is from RefSeq and is a predicted model, not a curated record. Lineage: Eukaryota; Viridiplantae; Streptophyta; Magnoliopsida; Zingiberales; Zingiberaceae.
UCCGCGAAACCCGUCCCCCCUUGCCACUCUCACCUCGCUCUCUCUCUCUCUCGGCGAGAUCUAGGGCUGCUACAGCGCCUUCAAUGGCUUCCACAAGUGCUGUUGGCGGCAGUUUUUCCAAUUCUCUGAAGCCUCUUCCUCGGAAACCCUCAUGCUGCCGACUAAAUGAAAGUUUGGUACAAUGUGUAUUAUGGUCUCCUAGAAGAAGAGAACAGAAAGUGAAGUCUUUGCGUAUAUAUGCUUUAUUUGGAGGAAAGAAAGACAAGAAUGAGGACAAUGAUGCAGCAGCUAAGGCAGGUCUGAUGGGGAACAUGCAGAAUUUGUAUGAGACUGUUAAGAAAGCCCAGAUGGUAGUCCAAGUAGAAGCUGUUCGUGUACAAAAGGAGCUUGAAGCUGCAGAAUUUGAAGGUUAUUGUGAAGGUGAGCUAAUCAAGGCAACGCUUUCUGGAAACCAACAGCCUAUACGCAUUGAAAUCACAGAGGCUGCCAUGGAGUUGGGUUCUGAAAAGCUCUCUUUGCUUGUGACCGAAGCAUACAAGGACGCCCAUAAGAAAAGCGUUCAGGCUAUGAAAGAGAGAAUGAAUAAUCUUGCCCAGAGCUUGGGGAUGCCACCAGGCCUCAUGAAGCAAUGAGACUGUUUCACAGUUCGCUGCCGCUGCUUUUGUACCCGACACAUUUCCAUGGUUCACUAACAAACAGCACACUGUGCUGGAGUUCCAACGUUCUUGUAUUGCAAAAUAGAAGCCAAAGGAAGAUUCAUAUCCAUCUCUUCCGCUGUGUUUGUUUGUCAUGAAUUCACACACCCAAUCUCGAACGCCUUAUGUUUAUUGUUCCAUAAAUCAUACUAGUUGUCGACAA